Molecule: messenger RNA, 5289 nt
Organism: Lagopus muta (rock ptarmigan)
Lineage: Eukaryota; Metazoa; Chordata; Aves; Galliformes; Phasianidae
Gene: NACAD
Product: NAC alpha domain containing
Exons: 9
Coding region: 144-5024 (1626 amino acids)
Biological process (GO): protein targeting to membrane
Cellular component (GO): nascent polypeptide-associated complex; cytoplasm
Source: RefSeq, a predicted model, not a curated record
GGGCUGAGCGCCCCCCCGCCACGCUCUGCCUCGCCCGGCGCAGCCGCCUUCACCCCGCAGAGCCGCGCCGCGCUGGGCCGGCUUGGGAUUGGGGUUGGGGUUGGGGUCCCCCCCCGGAUUUGGGGUCCCCCAACCCCACCGUUAUGCCUGGAGAGACGGCUACGAGUCAGGGGCUGCAGCUGGAGGGAGCCCCCCCAGGGGACCCCGCUGCCCCCAUGCCUGCCAAAGAGGAAGCCCGCCCGCAGCCAGAGGGGGCCAGCUAUGAUGCAGCCGAGCGCAGCCCCCCCUCCAAGGGCUGCCCCCCACCACCGCCGCCUCCAUCGUUGCUCCCCUCUGACCCCUUGGACACUCGCAUCGUGAUGGGCGAAGAGACGCACUGCCCCCCUGAGCUGCCCCCUAAAACACCCCCCCGGCAUCCCGAGCUGCCCCCCGCCCGCCUCGACCCUGACCUCUUCUUCACAGCCCCCUCCACCCCGGUGAGGACGGGGGGACCCCGCUUGAAGCCUGAGGAGGAUGGAGGGGAUGCAGAGAGUGAGGGGCUGGGCUCUCCCCCCACCUCCCCAUCUGGCUCCUACAUGACGGCCGAAGGGGGCAGCUGGGGGUCCUCGGGCACGGCCAGCACGUCGCCCUCCUGCUCGCCCAACCUGCUGGCAGAGGUCCCUGAUGGUGAGCCUGGUCCUGCAGCCUUCAUCCGCCGCUCCUCGUCCUCCUCUUCCUCCUCGGAGGAUGUGGCUGUGACCUCCAUAGGGCAGGAGGAUGAAGAAGAAGAAGAUGAUGAUGAUGAUGAAGGCAGCGGGCAGGAGGAAGGCUUCAGGCUGCCCCACUCCCACAUGGCUGCCCCUGGGCUCAUCCCUGCCGCACUGCUGCCCUUCCGUGGCAGCCUGCUCUUUGAGGCUGAAGCUGUGGAGAUCACCCUGGUGCCGGCCCAGGCAGCGGCCGAGCCGCUCUCAGGUGAGGAUGAGGAGGAUGAAGAUGAAGAGGAGGACGCCAGCACCUCAGCCUCCUUCCUGCGCUCGCUCUCAGAAACCUCCAUCAAUGAAGGGGUGGACGAGUCCUUUGCCUUCCACGAUGACACCUCGGCCUCCUCUGACUCGGCCUCCUACGACGGUGAGGAGGAUGAGCGGCUCUACGGCACUGAGCGCCACGCGCUGGGGGGACCGCAAAUGGCCGCCGCCACCCCUGGGGACACCGAGCCUUCCUCAGAGGCCUCUGGGGACAUCGAGCUGCAUCUGCGUGGUGACACGGCACAGCUGGAUGGCACUGGGGUGUCUGCGGGGGGGUCUGCACAGCAUGAGGUGGCCCUGAGCCCCUCGCUUCUGGAGCCGACUGAUGGCGGUGAGGAGGACGUGGGCAUGGAGCAGCGUGCCGCCCCAGAGGAGGAAGAGGUCGCCAUGGCGGCCCUCGCUGUGGAAGCUGACACAGAGCUGAUGGGCCAGGCCCCCAUUGAGCCCCCGAGCACAGAAGUCAACGUGGAACCAUCGGAUGAGGCGUCUGUCGAGGCCCUUGCUGCACAAAUCAGUGUAGAGCCGGGGGUUGAAGCCUCCAUUGAGGCCCUCGGUGCAAAGCCGGUGGCUGAGGCCUCUGUGGAGCUGACAGACAAAGCCCCCAUGGAGGCCCUCGAUGUGGAAGGCGAUGCGGGUGAGACCUGCGCUGAGGCCCUCCCUGCAGAAGCUGAUGUCAAACGGGUGGAUGAGGCCCUCUGUGCUGAAGUCAGCGUGGGACGGAUGGAUGAGACCCUCAGCUCCUCCUCCUCGGAGAUGGAGGAGGCUCCCAGCCUGGAGCCUGAUACCACGCAGGAGCUGGACCCCAUCCCAGAGGAAAGUCCUGCACCGCAGCCCCCUGUCCCCACAGAGCCGGCACUGCUGGAGGAGGAGAUCCUGCUGGAGGAGGAGGUGCCACUGGCUGCCGUGAUGGAGGCCCAGCUGGAGGCUGAAGCCGGUACCCUGCAGCCCCCCUGUGCUGGGGAGACCAAAGACCCCCAACCCAAUGGGCUGGGAUGGGACACCCCGUCCCUGCCCGCUGCCAAUGGUGACCGUGAGCUUGAUGCUGUCCCGGCAGAGAGCCCUGAGCCUCUGUGUCCACCUGAGCAAGGCGAUGACAGUGGGGAACCCCAGGAGGAUGUGAGUGGCCAUGGGGACGGCAGGACAGAUGUCAUGCCUGCACCAUUGGGGACCCCUGCCGUCGGUGGGGAUGUGCAGGGUGAUGUCAUUGAGCAGCCCCUUGAGGAGGACACGUCGCUCUGUGAGGACGGGGUGGCCUCAGGCAGUGAGUCCCCACGGGUGGCACUGAGUGAUGGUGGCAGCGAGGUGACGCAGGGUGUGGAGGAGCCUCUCAGCCCUGCGCUGGGGGAUAUGGAUGAGCCACGUGCUGCCUCUGAGGAUGAAGCCUCCAGCAAGGAUGUGGAGCGAGGCCAGAGCCCAGAGCGCAUCCCUGGUGAGUGGGAUGCCACAGCUGCCUCCGAGGACUCGUCCCCAGAACUGCUGGACACCUUGUGCUCCCACACCGACCCCAGCUUCUUCAACCCCUCCCAGGACAGUGCGGGGGAAGUGGCUGCCCCUGGGGUCCCCUCUCCGGCCCCACAGCCCUGCCUGGCCCUCUGCGUGCUGCCCCCAGCCCCUGCACCCCCACCACUUCACUUCACUGCUUCAGAGCAAGAGGUGUACGUGGGGAUCCCUCCAGACCCCCUUGAACUGCUCCCACCACCUGGUGCCUUGUUGGAGAGUGCGGAGGACCGCCGGCAAGUGGCCUCCAUGCUGCAGGGGGUCUUUGGGGACCUGCCUGCCCCAGGGAGCCCCAGCCAAGCCCCUGUGGAGCUGCCAUGUCCUCCCUGUGCUGAGGAUGAAGCUGCUGCACCUGAACCCAAAGAGACCCCAGAGCCCAGCGAUGCAGGGAGCAUCCAGUGUUCUCCCCCAGCCUCGCUGCAGCUGGACCCAGCCCCUAUGCAGGGCCAGGAGCCCCCCAGCAAGGAGUCCCUGCUCCUACUCAGUGUAGACCCCAAUGCCAAAGUCACGGUGGAGGGGGAGCAUUCCCUGCCGCCCCCUGAGGAGGUGGAGAAGGAGGGAGUGAAGGCAGGGUCCAGCCCCGUGAAGGAGGAGGAAGAGGUGGUAGUGGUGGCAGGAUCCAUUCUGCAGGAGGAACAAGAGGAGGUGGUGGUGACAGCAGCAGGAUCCAGCCCCAUGGAGGAGGAAGAGGUGGAGGUGAUGGUGGCAGGAUCCAUCCCUCAGGAGGAGGAGGAGGUGAUGGUGGCAGGAUCCAGCCCCAAGGAGGAGGAAGAGGAGGUGGUGAUGGUGGCAGGAUCCAGCCCCAAGAAGGAGGAAGAGGAGGCAGUGAUGGUGGCAGGAUCCAGCCCCAAGAAGGAGGAAGAGGAGGUGGUGAUGGUGGCAGGAUCCAUCCCCAAGGAGGAGGAAGAGGAGGUGGUGAUGGUGGCAGGAUCCAGCCCCAAGGAGGAGGAAGAGGAGGUGGUGAUGGUGGCAGGAUCCAUCCCCAAGGAGGAGGAAGAGGAGGUGGUGAUGGUGGCAGGAUCCAUCCCCAAGAAGGAGGAAGAGGAGGUGGUGAUGGUGGCAGGAUCCAGCCCCAAGAAGGAGGAAGAGGAGGCAGUGAUGGUGGCAGGAUCCAGCCCCAAGAAGGAGGAAGAGGAGGCGGUGAUGGUGGCAGGAUCCAGCCCCAAGGAGGAGGAAGAGGAGGCAGGAUCCAGCCCCAAGGAGGAGGAAGAGGAGGCAGGAUCCAGCCCCAAGGAGGAGGAGGCGGUGAUGGUGGCAGGGUCCAUCCCUCAGGAGGAGGAAGAGGCAGUGGUGAUUGUGGCAGGAUCCAGCUCCACACCUAGCCUUGAGGAUGACCAUGAAGGCGCAGAAGCCACUCCCAGCCUCUCAGCGGCUGUUCUGCCCUUGGAACCCCCUCCAGAGCCCAGCUCUCCAGAGGACCCCAUGCCCCAAGAGCCCACCGAAGCUGCAGUGCCCACUCCUGAGCUUGCAGUGCCCGCUGAGGCUGCAGAGCCCGUUCCCAAGGUUGUGGCACCGGUUGCCAUCCCGCUGCCUGCUCCCUGUCCACAGCUCUCCAAACUCAUCCAAGUGCCUCCUCUCUCCUCCUCGCCGCUGCCACGCUUGGAGGACACCUCAGGGCUCAGCGAGGCCACGCGGCCAGAGGAACGUCCGUCUGUCCUGCCGGCCUCCAGGAAGCUGCUGGAGGCCCCAGAGCCAUCCCCACAGAAGGAGAAGCCGAGGGGCAGGAAGGCACCGGCUGGCAGUAAGGGUGCACGAGGGCUGGAGGCAGAGGGGGGACCCCGCCGUGCGCCCCGGGGCUCAGUGCAGUCCGAAUCGAGCUCCUCCAGUGAGGCAGAGUUGCCCUACCGUGUCCCCAGCCCUGCUGAGCACCUGCCUGCCAUCGCUCUGCUUGAGGACAAAGCGGCACCGCGGCACGGUGAGGCCAACCAUAAAGGAUCGUGCAAUGAGUCUGAGAGCAACGAUGAGUCCAUCCCGGAGCUGGAGGAGCCUGAGGGCGCAGAGCCACGGCCCAUGCAGACUCAGGCGCCGCUCACCCACUCGCUGGGCACCGGGGAGGAGAGCAUCAGUAAAGCCAAGCAGAGCCGCAGUGAGAAGAAGGCCAGGAAGGCCAUGUCCAAGCUGGGACUGAGGCAGAUCCACGGUGUCACCCGCAUCACCAUCCGCAAGUCCAAGAACAUCCUCUUUGUCAUCACCAAGCCUGAUGUCUUCAAGAGCCCUGCAUCUGACAUCUACAUCGUCUUUGGGGAAGCCAAGAUCGAGGACCUGUCGCAGCAGGUGCACAAGGCUGCGGCUGAGAAGUUCAAGGUGCCCAUGGAGCACUCCCCACUGAUCACAGAGACGGCGCCUGCGCUCACCAUCAAGGAGGAGAGCGAGGAGGAAGAAGAGGUGGAUGAGACAGGAUUGGAAGUGCGGGACAUAGAGCUGGUCAUGGCCCAGGCCAACGUCUCGCGCCCCAAAGCCGUGCGGGCACUCAGGCACAACAAUAAUGACAUUGUCAAUGCCAUCAUGGAGCUGACCAUGUAGCGGCCGGCCCCGGCCCCCUGUAUAGGUGCACAGUUUUCCUUGCCCUGAUGUCCCUCCUUGAGCCCUGUGCCUCUGCCUUGCCCGCCUCCUAAUGCUCAAUAAAUGGCCUCAUGUAUCACUUGAAUCGCAUCCUGCCUCCCUGCCUGCUGAUUGGGGCUUGGAAGGGUUCCUAAAGCUCCUGGGGUGCGUGGCCCACAAGAUGGGAACCAGGUAAUUGGGGAUGUGGUGUUUGGGAUAUGUGGGGUGCUGGGAUGGAGGCUGCAGG